This is a messenger RNA of Hyla sarda, 3649 nucleotides long. It is a transcript of the gene TGM1, whose product is annotated as transglutaminase 1. The transcript is spliced from 15 exons. Gene Ontology annotation, biological process: peptide cross-linking. Gene Ontology annotation, molecular function: protein-glutamine gamma-glutamyltransferase activity. The record is from RefSeq and is a predicted model, not a curated record. NCBI's taxonomy places the organism in Eukaryota, Metazoa, Chordata, Amphibia, Anura, Hylidae. The coding region runs from base 60 to 2465 and encodes 801 amino acids.
AUAAACCACACUUGGAGGAUCUGUCAUUAUACACACAGCAGCUGAGCAAGAAAUAAAACAUGAAGAAAUCCUGGUGGGAACGAUGCUGCUCCUGUUGUUCUAGAGGCGAAGAGGUUGAUGAUUAUGGGAGAGGACCUGGAGGACCAGGAUGUAGACCUUCAGACAGAAAUAUAGAUGGAGAAUGCAUUACAGGGGAUGACAGAAUUUACGGAGGUGACAGAAUCCCAGGUGGAGACAGAAUUCCCGGAGGAGACAGAAUUCCCGGUGGAGACAGAAUUCCCGGUGGAGACAGAAUUCCUGGUGGAGACCGAAUUCCCGGUGGAGACCGAAGUAUAGGUGGUGGAACUAAUGGUGGACUUGAUGGAAACAAUGAAAGACCAAACAGCAGCAUCGAACCCGGACAACCAGGAAGCAAUAAUGAUAAUCUAACACCAAUGCCAACAGGUAACUUGCAAGUUCAAAGUGUUGACUUGCUAAAGGCUCGAUCUGGGGAAAAUCGUCGGUCCCAUCACACUGAUGAGUAUGAGUGUGAUGAACUGAUUGUAAGGAGAGGACAACCCUUCCAGAUCUGUGUCACCUUCCAAAGGCCAUUCAACCCCAAAAGUGACCAAGUCUGUGUCAUGCUGCAUCAAGGAAACUCCCAAGCAAUUACCAUUCCCUUUAUUAAGGAAUUUGAUGAGGGCGGCUGGGGAUGUCAACUGGCUGAAGCUAGCGGCCAAAGCAUCAUCUUAUGGGUGAACACCUCUGCUCAGGCUGCAGUGGGAAAAUACCAGCUUAGUGUUAGAAGUGGAGCAGGGACUUACAAUGAUGCUAAACUGUUGGUCUACCUCCUGUUCAAUGCUUGGUGUCGAUUGGAUGCUGUAUUUAUGGAUAAUGAAGCAUGGAGGCAAGAAUAUGUUCUAAAUGAAAUUGGAAGAAUUUAUUAUGGCACAGAACAUCAAAUUGGAGAACGAUCCUGGAAUUAUGGACAGUUUGAUAAGGGAGUUCUGGAUUCUGUACUGUACAUACUGGAUCGAGGAGGUCUUUCAUUUGCAUCAAGAGGCGAUCCCAUAAAUGUUUCUCGAGUUAUAUCUGCCAUGGUCAAUUCCAUGGAUGAUAAUGGCGUUGUUGCUGGAAGCUGGUCUGGGGAUUAUGGUGAUGGUGUGAAUCCUGUUUCUUGGGUGGGCAGUGUGGACAUUCUGCUCCGUUAUCACCAGACCGGGAGCCCUGUAAAAUACGGCCAAUGCUGGGUGUUUGCUGCUGUCACAACAACAGUACUACGCUGUGUUGGAAUCCCAGGACGUACUGUAACCAAUUUUGCUUCAGCUCAUGACACUGAUGGAAAUCUAACAUUUGACGUCUAUUUUGAUGAAAACAUGAAGCCAUUGGAGGAUAAAAAUAGUGAUUCUGUCUGGAAUUAUCACUGUUGGAAUGACUGCUGGAUGACCCGUCCUGACCUGCCAGCAGGAUAUAGUGGAUGGCAAGCCAUUGAUGCCACACCUCAAGAAACCAGCCAUGGUAUCUACUGCUGUGGUCCGUCUCCUCUGCUCGCCAUCAAGAAUGGUUUAGUGAAUAUCAAAUAUGAUACACCUUUCAUUUUUUCAGAGGUGAAUAGCGACAAAGUCUUUUAUCAGCGACAGCCAAAUGGGAAAUUUAAGAAGGUCCAUGUGGAGGAACGAGCAGUUGGACAUUGUAUCAGCACCAAAGCAGUGGGAUCUAAUGCAAGAGAGGACAUCACUUACCUGUACAAACAUCCAGAAGGAUCUGCAGAGGAGCGUAAUGCAGUAAACACAGCUGCGCAAUAUGGCAAUAAACCGUUGGCAGAGGUGGAGGCAGAAGAUACAGGAGAUAUAGCACUGUCCGUUGAGUCACAGGAUGGUGUAUCCAUGGGCAGUGACAUUGAUGUCCGUAUCUCAUUGAGGAAUGGUAGCGGAAGCCGCCGCAGAGUGUCUUUAUCCAUGUCCAUUGCUGUUAUGUAUUAUAAUGGAGUCUGUAAAGAGUCAUUUAAGAAUGAAGAGUGUAAUGUAGUGCUGAACCCAGGGGAGGUCAAGGCAGUGGGAAUGAGAGUGACUUACAAUGAGUAUCGUGUACAACUGGUGGAUCAGUCAGCCAUGAUGUUAACCGUGUCUGGAAUUGUGCAAGAAACUGGGCAGAAAUUAGCCACACAACACACGUUCAGGAUACGGACCCCAGAUCUCAUCAUCAAGGUUCGUGGUGAAGCAGUUGUUGGUCAACAAAUCGAGGCAGACAUCAUAUUCCAGAACCCACUCCAAACUACUUUGCACAAUGGCUGCUUCCAUGUGGAAGGACCUGGCCUGCAGAGGCCAAAGGUCGUACAAGUUGGAGAUAUUGGGCCACUGCAGACUAUUUCUAUCACCGAACGAUUUACACCUCGACGUCCAGGCCGGCGCCAGCUCAUGGCAAGCUUUGAGAGCAAUGAGAUGAGUCUAGUACAUGGAGUCACUGAAAUUAUGGUACAAGGAUGAGCUGAUUCUGAGCCAAGUCCAGUUUUAUUUGGAGCCUAACUGUAUUACACUGUUCAGUAUUAUUUGAUACCAUGGGAGCAGAAAAGUGUCCUCUGACUGAAAGUAUACUGAACGUACAUUACUCUUCUUUAGUAUACCAGGAUUUCCAAAAGGACUAAUGUGACAUAUUGCAGAUGUGGCAGCUGUGUGACUGUGAACACUUGCCAGUAUCUCAAAAAAACGGUAUGCAAUUUCUUUAAUUUGGUUUAAGAAGCCAACCAAUAUGAUGUCUAACAUAUUGGAGUAAAGCCUGUACUCCUCAGUUAAAUCUAUUCUAUUUAUGUAUUUGUUGUUGUUGUUUUUUUUUUUUUUAAAUAACUAAAUGUGUCAUUUUACAAGUAUGUGGUAUUCACAUACAUAUUAACAUGGGACAUUGGACAUAAAUAGUAGAGAAAGUCAAAGCUAUUGCAAUUCAAAUUUGAAUGCAACACAAUUUAUUAUUGGAACUUUUUGUUACAUUUGGGGGUAUAGCAAAAUCCUUUAGUAUGGAAAUCCAGGCAUAAGGAAGGAAUAUUCAAUAUAUUACAACUGUGAGCCUAAACUCAUUAUUCUGAUAUCUGUACAUACCUCUAGCAAGGUGGUAAGACUCUGAUCACUCUACAUACUCGUCUGCCCAUCCUGCAUUUAAAACCCUUUUCUCCUAUCCAUUCCCUUAUACCUGACCAAAAAGCUGGUUACUUUACGUACAUAUUGUAUGUCCUCCGGAAAUGCAGUCUUUUUGUAAUAUGAAGGUAAUAAUGUUAUGACAGUCUAUGAUUAAUUUAUCCUCCCACAAGGUACAGAUGUAGCAGAGUUGUACCAGGCAGCUGGGGUUGUAAAAAAAUUAAAGGAUUGUGGUGGGCUUACCUGCAGUCCUGAUUUAUACAUUGUAAUAGCACAAUGGCUUGAGCACAAUACCACAAUGGUUUGAGCAGAAAAUACCUGGUCAUCGUAUGCCAACUAACAGAGCCAGCCUGCUACACCUGUAGGUGUAAUACGCAUGUCUUCAUAGGGUGUACCAAAUUGCUGUGUUUUACUAGUCUAUAUCCAUUCCUGUGACGGAUAUGUGACUGCAUAGACAGACUGUGAUAAGAAAAAGCACUGGAUUUAUCUGUGCACUUUUAUUUGUUAAAUAUAUAUUUUAUUGUUUCAAUAAAUAUUUUAUA